Messenger RNA from Klebsormidium nitens, 3573 nucleotides. The record is from the annotation of a GenBank genome assembly. Lineage: Eukaryota; Viridiplantae; Streptophyta; Klebsormidiophyceae; Klebsormidiales; Klebsormidiaceae.
UGAGUGUCUGCUGCAGGUUGUUCCUCAGGAGUCGCUCCUCAGGGGCAGGUCGCUUGCAGGUCCUGCACACCCCUUGCUUGACUUCCUCAAAACGCUGUCUGACGAUAUCUGACGGUGGAUUGUCUGGGAAAAGAAGCUUCGACUUGGGGAGCUUACACUGGUGCAGCCAGCGCAGACGGCAUUUGUAUCGAGUUGUGUGAAGCGCCGUUCAUUGAUCCACAGUGUUUGCAGAGCUGUACACUUACCGGUCAAUCAGACACAGUCCUGUCAGGUCACGCGCGGGUGCUUCAGUUCAAGUUUGGUGCACAUCCGUCUACAUCUGGGUGUACAACCUGUUUGGUCAGACCUUGAACACAAAGCUGUCCUGCUCUGUCCUCCCCAAUUUUCAGCCCCAGCUGCGUUGAGUCGAGUCCCACCAACUUAACGCCACCAUGAGCCAGCAGCACGCGACCACCCCCCAGCGCCCUGCAUACCCCUCUGGCCCCGUCACCGGUCGUCGGAGAAGCAGUGACUCUGGUCUACCUGCCGACAAAACCAGGGACAGCACGGGUCCCCGUCCAGAACCCUACCGGCCGGCGCCCCUCAGACAUGGUGGGGGGGGAUCAGGCGGACAUUACGGCCACGGCAGGGGGGGUGCAGAUGGCAGGUCGAAUGGGAUGGGUCCGAGGGGGGGGGGAUCCGUGGGGCGGAGCAGUCCUGCGGGGGGCCGCCGGGAGGGGGGGCAUGAGGAGGAUUUCAACAAAUUGAUGAUGUGCCUGGUGGGGCAGACGGUGGAGGUGCAGAAAACGGACGGGGCCGUUUUUCAGGGCAUCUUCCACACACGAGAAGCAGAGGAAGGGAGGGAGUUUGGCGUGGUGCUGAAAAUGGCCCGGCUCGUGCGCGAGGUUGGCAAGGACGGGAGGACGAUUGCAAAGUCGGAUGCCGUGAGGGAAGCGUCUCGGAAGCCGCCCAUGAAAACGGUGUACAUUCACCAUGGGGACUUUGUGCAGAUUGUGGCAAAGGAAGUCCCUCUAUCCAGCGACGCUCUCACCAAUGGCAGCCUGCGCGGCCUUGAUGACGUCAUCACUGACACCGGGAUCUCGCGGCGGCGCGCCAGCUUCGAGGGGCGGGAGCUCAAGCCUUGGAAGCCCGAAGCAUCGGAUGUUCGGCCGGCGGACUACCGACUGGAGGGGCCGAGCAGCGGGCCGUGGGGCAGCGGUGGAAGCAGCGGAAGCGGCAGCGGACGCUGGGACCAAUUCGCGACCAACCGGGAGCUCUUCGGCGUGCGCACGACAUUCGACGAGAACUUCUACACGACGCCGCUGGAGAAGGGGAACGACGCGCUGUCCCGGCAGCGCGAGCGUGAGGCAGCCCGCAUCGCGCGGGAGAUUGAGCAGUCGACGUCGAAGAAUCCGCAUCUGGCGGAGGAGCGCGGCCAAAAGGCGGCCCCCGAGAUCGAGGCCCUGGGCGAGGAGGAGCGCUUCUCUUCGGUCCUCCGCGGCGAGAACGACGCGCAGGCCAACGAGGACGAGCACGACCGCAGCAUCGACGACCGGAACGAUGAGACGUUUGGGGACGUUGGGCCGGCGGACGGCAACACCGAGCAGUCGGGCGGCAGCAGGCAGCUUCGGGAGGGCGGGUCUAGCCCGGACGAGCCAUCGGAUCUGUUCAAGGAGCAUUUGCAGCUGCGAUUGCACGUCCCGACAACCAAGAAGGUGCCCAAGAGUGGAUCUCCAUACGGCAGCCCCGUGGGCCGGCGCUCCCCUCUCACGUCGCCCCUGGUUGCUGGCGACCCCGCUAUCCAGGCCCUCAACCUCGACCCCACCAUUCCCCACGUCACUGAGGAAGUGCUCAAGGACUUCCACGAGUUCAAGAAGUCGAUUCAGGGGGACAGCGCGCAGAUGGUCAAGGACGCGCGCGACCACCAGACCAACGAGCUGCGCUCCUUCUCCGAGACCUACGGGAAGGGUCUCAAGAAGGACGCCGAGGGAUCGCCCCGCAUGGGCUCCCCCCGUGUCCCCCGAACACCGUCCCAGCCCGAGGGGGGUCGCCCCACGGCCCAGGAGACCCCCCCGGGAGAGCACUCUCGGUCCGGUGCCAAGCACAGAGAGCACACCAGUCGGACGAGUUCGCCCAGUGGUGACGUCAGAAAGAGUGACGCCAUGGCAUCGGAAGCGCGCAAGCAGCGGGCCCAGUCGCCUGCAAGCAUCGCACAAAAGGCGGCAGCUGCGGCCGCGGCCGCGGCAACGGCGCAGGCGGCGCCACCAGGAGACAAAGUGCUCAAGCCCCCCUCCAAGCAGCCCCUCUCGGCACCCCCUGCCGCGAAGCCCUCCUCCCCUGUGCCGCCCAAACCCUCCAAACCCGAUGCGCCAAGUGGCACGUCCAGCGGGAUCCCCUCGAAACCCUCGACCCCAUCUAAGCCCUCCAGCCCGAUGUCGAGAGCGGGAAGCAUUACAUCGGAAGCGGCGAGCGUGACUUCUUCCGGGGGCGAGGGGGCCACGCCCGCUAAGUCGAAGCUGAACCCCAAUGCAAAGGAGUUCAAGUUCAAUCCGGGCGCCAAGGAGUUCGUCCCCGGGAGCCGCCCCUCGAGCGCCUCCUCCCACUACUCCAACCGUCCGAUUGCGUCUCCCCAGCACCCCCCCCACCACCAUCCCCCCCCUCAGCAGCAGCCCCCUCAGCAACCGGUCUUCAUGCACCAAGGGAUGCCCCCCCAGGGGGUUCCCCCGGGCCAGUUCAUGCAACAACCGGGGCAGUACAACCAGUUCCAGAUGCAGCAAAUGCAGCCCGGGGCGUUUAUUCAGCAGCCGCAGUUUGUGCCCGGGGGGCAGGUGCCGGGGCAGCCGAUGAUGCCGGGCCAGCCGGGGAUGCGCCCGGCGCAGGGGCAGCAGCAGCCGAUGUACCAGCAGCAGAUGGGCUUCCCCCAGGGCCCCCCCAUGCAGCCCGGCCAGCCCGCGUUCAUGCAGUACCCCGGGGUGCAGCAGUUCCCGCAGCAGCAGCCGGGCCAGCAGUUCGUCCGGAUGCCCAACGGACAGCUCAUGCCCGUCAUCAUGGGCCCUCAAUACAUGCCGGGCCAGCCUGUUCCUAUCCCUGGGCAGCCCCCCAUCCCCGGACAGCCUCAGCAGCCGCCACCUCAGCAGCAGCAGUCGCCCCAACAACAAAAGAUCAGGGGCGGGAUGCCCCCUCAGCAAGGGAUGCCUUUCGGGGCUCCUUUUGUUCCCGGCCAGCCGCCGCCUCCCCACCUUCAGCAGGGCCCCUACCAACAACACCCCCACAUGCACCCAGGGCCCCCUCACAUGCAAGUCUUGCCUGGCGCCGGGGGCGGUCACCCGAUUGUGCAAGCUUCACCUCCCAUGGGGCCCGGAAAGAAAGGUCCUCAAUGACACGGGGAUCACUUACGGAGGUGGCAUUCGUUGGGAGAGUUGAUAAGCAUUGAGGCGGGCUUGAUCGUCCAUCCGCUGACAGAAAACAUUGUGCCAUGCCCCCAAUAUACAGUGGACGCCUCGGAGAGUCCUGAGUUUCUCGGAUGGUGGCGUCACAAUGCACAAUGCGGCAGACCAUACAGCUACCUUGGUUGCUGCAUAUUGUAACCUUCAC